Molecule: messenger RNA, 2270 nt
Organism: Papilio xuthus (Asian swallowtail)
Lineage: Eukaryota; Metazoa; Arthropoda; Insecta; Lepidoptera; Papilionidae
Exons: 12
Coding region: 372-2240 (622 amino acids)
Biological process (GO): nucleobase-containing compound metabolic process
Molecular function (GO): nucleobase-containing compound kinase activity; ATP binding
Source: RefSeq, a predicted model, not a curated record
AGCAGGGAGCGGACGUCCCGCGAUGCUGGCUCGAUCACAACCGCUAGCAGAAAUGCUUUCGCGGCGUCACUACUUUCGAAUAAUUAGACAAAUCAUCACCAGUCUCAGAUCAUCUAAGAUGAGUUAAUUUAUAUCGAUUUAGUUGAGUUUUAUGUAUUAUUUAUACUUUGUUUCGGAGCUUUGCCGAAGGUCGCGUCCUUUAAUCGAUGAACAAUUAUAAGUGACAGCGUGUGAAUACCCGCGUGUACAGACACUUUUUGAUACAUAUAUAUUUAUAUAAAUAAGUGCCAACGCAUUACCUACAUUAGUAUACAGGGACUAUAUAUUUAUCUAACUGAGAGUACGGUACAUAAAUUGCAUCUUCAUGGAAUAUGGGCAUCUGUUUAGACACUGAACAAAACAAUGAGGAGCAGGACAGAGAGACAGAGAGCUACGGGGGGUCGCGUAGGGGGCGCGAGAGCGCGUGGGGCCGCGCCACGCCGCCCGCCGCCGCCUUCCCCAUGCAGAACUCCAGCCAUGUCAAAUUCGAGCCCCCCACCGUGCCCGUCAUAUUCGUACUUGGAGGGCCUGGCAGUGGCAAGGUGACGCACUGCGACACUCUGGCGCAGGAGAGGCGCGGCCUCGUGCACGUCAACAUGACCGACCUGCUGCAGCAGUACGCCAUCGGGAACGAUAUGCAGGACUUUGGUUCGCUGUCGAGUCGUACUGUGACAGAGGUGCUCAUGCUGGAGAUGAAGAUGGCCCCCGCCGCUGGCGCCUACCUCGUUUCCGGUUACCCGCGCUCUAUGCGCGACCUCGCUGAGUAUACAGACAAGAUCCAGACAGUGAGCGGCGCGGUGGUGGUUAGCUGGCGACAGCGCGUGCUAGAGCGACAGAUCGAAUACGGCGCGCGGCUCGGGCACGUCGUGCUCAGCUUGGCGCGUAUGGAGCUCGCCCACUUUUACAGACACGUGGUGCCCGUUGCCGACUAUUUUGAUCACACCGGCAUGCUUAUUGUGGUGAACGGCGAAAGAAAUCCCGAGGAAGUGUACAAGGAUUUCCGAGCUGCUGUACUGCAGAUCCUGGGCACUGCGGAAGACGAGAACAUUAACGGCGUCAGUGGUGUAGGGGCUCAUGGAAUACCGGGAGAAAUAGUCGGCGUAGAGCCGGCGCCCGUGGGAAUAAGAGGCCGGAGCGUCAGGAGUCACGGUCCUGAUAGCAGCAGGCAAUAUCCUGAAGGGGGCAGGCAAGGCCCCGAUAGCAGGAGUCGCCACGAGCCUGUGGUGGUUGACGAACCUCUACCGGCAGCAGUUCCUGUCGUCUUGCCUGUCAAUGGAAAUGUCGGAAGGAUGGUUAGUCCAAAGGCGAAGGUGAUCCGUGUGCGCGGUGCGGCGACGCGCGCGUGCGUCGUGUGUGUGGUGGGCGGACCCGGCAGCAACAAGGCCGCGCUCUGCCAGCGCGCCGUCGCUCAAGUAAACGGGUGGACACACUACAGCUUAGGCCAACGUCUCCGUUCGCUGGCGGAGUCGGGCGGCGGGGCGGCGUCGGACGGUGCGCUGUGCCGCGCGGCGGUGUCCGGCGGCGAGCUGGUCAACAACGAGCUGGUGGGUCGGCUGGUGCGCGCUGCGAUCAGCGACGCUGCGCGCACUGGACAUGGCCUCGUGUUGGAUGGGUACCCACGGGACUUACAGCAGCUGGAUGUGUUCGAGAAAGAGUUCAAGAUAUCACCUCGCAUGGUGUUGGUGGACUGCUCGAAGCUGCAGCUGGGCCGGGGUCGGCGCGACGAUUCCGUGGCCGCUUUCCGCCGUCGCCUGGAGGUGUUCCGCGAGCUCAGCCUGCCUAUGCUCAAGACUCUUGACCAGCAGCACAGGCUUGUUAUCGUGGACGGUGACACGGAUUCUACAGAAGUACAGGAAGAGUUCACACGAGUACUGCUAGAAGAGAUGGAGAAGGCAGAGGCACUGGCUGCCAUGCCACAGAACAAUCAUGAUACCAUCACACAUCAGCUAGAGGAAACAUCAGUACCCCAUCGUGGCCCGACGCGCACCAAUGGUGUCGCCAACGGCGCGAGUCACGCACACAACGGCGUCCUGCACAACGGCACCAUUGCCAACGGCUUUGGCGCGAUCGCUAAUAAUAAGGUGAAACCGAUUAUAAAUAACGUAAAUCGGAUUCCGACAAUCUCGCAAAUGACACACGACGACGUCAAGAGAUUGUACCAGCAGAAUACUGGAGACGUUUCUCUUGCAAAUCACAUUUGAACAAACGGUGUAAUAAAACUACAAAAAAAA